Molecule: messenger RNA, 3824 nt
Organism: Myripristis murdjan (pinecone soldierfish)
Lineage: Eukaryota; Metazoa; Chordata; Actinopteri; Holocentriformes; Holocentridae
Product: NLR family CARD domain-containing protein 3-like
Exons: 13
Coding region: 63-3824 (1253 amino acids)
Molecular function (GO): protein binding
Source: RefSeq, a predicted model, not a curated record
UCUGCUGCGCUGUCUCCCUGUACUCUUCUUUUUUCUCAGUCUGGCCGCAGGUUUUGUCCAACAUGAAAAGGACCCAACACACUCUCCUGAGAUCACACUCUCCUGAACCCAGCUGUGUGUCCAUGAAGAGUGACCAGUCCAUGGAUAAUAUUAUUCAUUUCAAAGAUGAACACCACUCAGUCGAUCAAAGGGUCCAGCAAGAGACUUCAGAGGUUUAUUUUGCCCAGGAAAACCAAACAGACCUGGCCCGGAUAUUUCUGCAUCUUGAGGAAAGCAUUGUUACUUUUGUCAAGACUGAGCUACAAUGGGUAAAGAGGGUUCUGAGUCUAGAUUACCCAGAAUGCCUAGACAGUUCGAGGGGGGAUGAGGAGGUGAUGGACACUGAGGAGGAAGAGCAAAGGAGGAUCAGCAGAGAGGCUUUUCUGAAGAUCACAAUGCACUUCCUGAGGAGAAUGAAACGUGCAGAGCUGGCUGAUUCUCUGCAGAACAAAACUACUGCUACAGUAUGCCAACAAAAACUCAAGUCCAAUCUGAGGCAAAAGUUUCAGUGCUUGUUUGAGGGGAUUGCUAAAGCAGGAAACCCAACACUUCUGAAUCAGAUCUACACAGAGCUGUACAUCACAGAGGGAGGGAGUGGAGAGGUCAAUGAUGAACAUGAGGUCAGACAGAUUGAAACAGCCUUCAGGAGGCCAGCAGGAGCAGAAACAACAAUAAAACGUGAAGACAUCUUUAAACCUUUACCUGGAAGAGAUCAACCAAUCAGAACAGUGAUGACAAAGGGAGUGGCUGGCAUUGGGAAGACAGUCUUAACACAGAAGUUCACUCUGGACUGGGCUGAAGGCAAAGCCAACAAGGACAUACAGUUUCUGUUUCCAUUCACUUUCAGAGAGCUGAAUCUGCUGAAAGGGAAAAAGUUCAGCUUGGUGCAACUUCUUCAUCACUUCUUUACUGAGACCAAAGAAGCAGGAAUCAGCGGGUUUGAGCAGUUCCAGGUUGUGUUGAUCUUUGACGGUCUGGAUGAGUGUCGACUUCCUCUGGACUUCAAGAACAACCAGAUCCUGACUGAUGUAACAGAGUCGACCUCAGUGGACGUUCUGCUGACAAACCUCAUUAGGGGGAAACUGCUUCCCUCUGCUCACCUCUGGAUAACCACACGACCCGCCGCGGCCAAUCACAUCCCUCCCAGAUGUGUUGACAUGGUGACAGAGGUGAGAGGCUUCAAUGACCCACAGAAGGAGGAAUACUUCAAGAAGAGAUUCAGAGAUAAGGAACUGGCCAUGACAAUCAUUGGCCACAUCAAGACAUGGCAAAGCCUCCACAUCAUGUGCCACAUCCCAGUCUUCUGCUGGAUCACUGCUACAGUUCUGGAGGAUGUGUUGGCAGCAGAGAAAAGAGAAGAGAUCCCUAAGACCCUGACUGAGAUGUACAUCCACUUCCUGGUGGUCCAGACCAAACUGGGAAAUGUCAAGUAUCAUGGGAGAACUGAGACAGAGCCACUCUGGAAUAUUGACACUAAGAACAUUGUCUCAUCUCUGGGAAAACUGGCUUUUGAGCAGCUGCAGAAAGGCAACCUAAUCUUCUAUGAAGCAGACCUGGCAAAGUGUGGAAUUGACAUCACAGUGGCCUCAGUGUACUCAGGAGUGUUCACACAGAUCUUCAAAGAGGAGCGUGGACUGAAUCAGGAAAAGGUUUUCUGCUUUGUCCACCUAAGCAUUCAGGAGUUUCUGGCUGCUCUUUAUGUCUUUCUGUCAUUUAUGGACACUGGUGUAAAUCUACUGAAGGCAAAACAUUUCACCUCCUCGCCAUCCAAACCAUACAGAAUGACAUCUAACAUAAAAUACCUCUACCUGAUUGCUGUGGACACAGCCUUAAAGAGUCCAAAUGGACACCUGGACUUGUUCCUCCGCUUCCUCCUGGGACUUUCACUGCAGACCAACCAGACUCUCCUACGAGGCCUGAUGACACAGCCAGAGAGCAGCCCGCAAACCAAAAAGGAAACAGUCAAGUACAUUAAGAGGAAGAUCAGGAAAAACCCCUCUCCAGAGAGAAGCAUCAAUCUGUUCCACUGUCUGAAUGAGCUGAAUGACCAUUCUCUAGUGGAGGAGAUCCAACAGUACCUGAGAUCAGGAAGUCUCUCCACAAAGAAACUGGCCCCUACUCUGUGGUCUGCUCUUGUCUUCAUGUUACUGUCAUCAGAGGAUGAUCUGAACAUGUUUGACCUGAAGAAAUACUCUGCUUCAGAGGAGGCUCUUCUGCGGCUGCUGCCAGUGGUCAAAGCAUCCAAUAAAUCUCUGUUGAGCAGCUGUAACCUCUCAGAGAGAAGCUGUGAAGCUUUGGCCUCAGUUCUCAGCUCCCAGUCCUCCAGUCUGAGAGAGCUGGACCUGAGCAACAACGAUCUGCAGGAUUCAGGAGUGAAGUGGCUCUCUGCUGGACUGAGAAGUCCAGACUGUAUACUACAAGCCCUCAGAUUGAGUGGCUGCAAGUUGUCAGAGAGAAGCUGUGAGGCUCUGGCUUCAGUCCUCAGGUCCCAGUCCUCUAGUCUGAGAGAACUGGACCUGAGUAACAACGACCUGCAGGAUUCAGGAGUGGAGCUGCUCUCUGCUGGACUGAGGAGUCCACACUGUAAACUGAAGACUCUCAAUCUGUCAGGUUGUAUGAUCUCAGAGAAAGGCUGUGCUGCUCUGGCCUCAGCUCUGAGCUCCAACCCCUCCCAUCUGAGAGAGCUGCACCUGAGCUACAAUCAUCCAGGACACUCAGGAAUGAAGCUGCUCUCUGCUGCAGUGGAGGAUCCACACUGGGAACUGGACAUUCUCAGUGUGGACCAUGGUGGAGCGCAGAGGUUGAAACCACAUCUAAGGAAGUUUUUCUGUGAUCUCACACUGGACCCAAACACAGCACACAGAGACCUCCUCCUGUCUGAGGACAACAGGAAGGUGACAGAGGUGACAAAGCAGCAGCCAUAUCCUGAUCACCCAGAGAGGUUUGAGCACAGGGAACAGGUGCUGUGCAGAAAUGGUCUGACUGGUCGCUGUUACUGGGAGGUAGAGAGGAAAGGAGAGGUUUAUAUAGGAGUGACUUACAGAGGAAUCAGAAGAAAAGGCAAGGGUGACGACUGCAGUCUUGGAUUGAACAACAAGUCCUGGAGUCUGUACUGCACUAACAAUAGUUACACUGCUUGGUACAAAAAGAAAACAACAGUGGUGUGUUCCCUGCCCUCCUCUGUCUCUAACAGAGUAGCAGUGUAUCUGGACUGGCCUGCUGGCUCUCUGUCCUUCUACAGAGUCUCCUCUGACACACUGAUCCACCUCCACACCUUCCACUGCACCUUCACUGAACCUCUUUACCCCGUGUUUAGGUUCGGGUUGAGGUCCGGUUCCUCAGCGGCUCUCUGCUCAUCCGCAAGCUGCCCUUCCAGCGCCUCGUCCGAGAGAUCGCCCAGGACUUCAAGACCGACCUGCGCUUCCAGAGCUCGGCCGUCAUGGCUCUGCAGGAGGCCAGCGAGGCUUACCUGGUCGGCCUCUUCGAGGACACCAACCUGUGCGCCAUCCACGCCAAGAGGGUCACCAUCAUCUCUCGGCUCCGGCAGCAGCUCCCCGAGACUCGGUGUGAACGAUGUACCCCGCUUGUCCUUCCAGCCCGGCCGUCUGGGGGCUUGGUGUGCGCAUUGUCUGCUUUUUCCUAAUACAACUCAGUUUGCGCUGGGGACCUUUUACAGCCACAUACCCAUAAAGGUGGGUUGUGAGUUGGACCUGAAAGCGCCGCAGGUGCCUCAGCGUGACGUGGAAGCGGCCACUGUUGAGACGGUGACAGAACCCCCAGUUUGA